Pogoniulus pusillus (Red-fronted tinkerbird) is the source of this 2099-nucleotide messenger RNA. It is a transcript of the gene BAG4, whose product is annotated as BAG cochaperone 4. Lineage: Eukaryota; Metazoa; Chordata; Aves; Piciformes; Lybiidae. Bases 200 to 1189 code for a protein of 329 amino acids. The transcript has 4 exons. Gene Ontology annotation, cellular component: cytosol; membrane; cytoplasm. Gene Ontology annotation, biological process: protein stabilization. Gene Ontology annotation, molecular function: adenyl-nucleotide exchange factor activity; protein-folding chaperone binding. The record is from RefSeq and is a predicted model, not a curated record.
GCUUGGCUCUGUCGGUGUACCCGGUGGCUUUGCUCUGUCGGUGUACCCGGUGGCUUUGCUCUGUCGGUGUACCCGGUUGGUUUAUCGAUCCGCUCGGAGGGGCUCCCCAAAGGGUGCACAAUCUGCUCCGCUCCGCCCCGUCCCGCGGGCUCGGGCAUGUUUAACGGAGUGAACCCACGUGAAGCCGUGACCGUGGGUGAUGGAUUCUCCCUAUGCAAACGGAGCCUACACCCCCCCGUACCCGCCAGCUCCCGGUGCUGCCCCGCACUAUGCCAGCCUGCCGCAGACACGGGGGUACUACUGCUCGGGGCCCCCCCAGGCCCCCUACCCCACGGAGCCCACGGGCAUCUACCGGCCCCCGUCGCCUGCUCCCCCCUGGAGCUAUGCCCCACCGGACUGCCCCACCGAAGGCUCCUCUCUCCGCAGGCAGCAGGUUCCUGCCUACUCCCCACCUCAGACCCCAGGAAUGCCUGUCCCACAGUAUCCAUAUGGAGAGGGCAAUCCAGGGAUCACAGCACAGGGGCCUCCACCACAGCCCAGACCCCCAGAGGACACGUGGGGCCCCCCCAGUGCCUACGGGGUGCAGCCACGUUACGGGUGGCACACGGCCCCGGUGCCUGGCAACUCCUUUGUCUCUGAGUCCCACCCUCCCUGGGCUGCCAGCGGAGCUCCUGCCCACCCUCCCGCCUGGGACCCAAAGGAUUACGACAAACCCUCGCAAGGCACAAACCAACAGAGCUACUACCCUGAUGGCAGCCAGCAGCACCCUGGCACAGGUGGUGAGCACAGGCCAGGCAGCACCAAGCCCCUGCCCCCCAGGGCCAAGGUGCAGUACAGUGCUCAGCCCCACAUGUACGACGCGGCCCCUCGGAAGCUUUCGGCUGGCAAUAGAGAGGUUGGCUUCAAGCCUGCUGAGCAGCCUUCCCCCAGCUCUGCAGCCAUCCAGCCAGAGAUCCAGAGGAUCCUCCACGUCCUGGGGGAGGCUGAACAGCUGGAGCAAGAGGUGGAUGAGUUUGUAGGGAAAAAGACAGAUAAAUCCUACCGGCUUCUGGAGGAGAUGUUGACCAAGCUGCUGCUGGAGCUGGAUUCCAUCGAGACUGGUGGCCAGGACAGUGUUAGGCAGGCCAGGAAAGAAUCUGUCCACAGAAUCCAGGCCAUACUGGAAAAACUGGAAAGAAAGGGACUGUGAGAGCACAUCAGCCACAGCACACAGCCUGCUGGUGAGGUUCCAAAGAGCUUCAGCUCCGCUCGGUCCCAUCUCCUUCUGCCUGCGCACUGCUGACAGUGGAGUAGCAAUAAGCCCUGGAGUUAAAACCACACAAAAUGGAACAAAAUCACCAAAAACAACCCCCCAGCCCCUGCCCAUGAAUCCAGCCCCCCACCCAGAAUCAGCUUGGCAGUGGAGAAAUUAAGGGAGGCCUGAAGCAGCAAAGUGAGUUGUUUCCACGCUUUGGAAAGCAGAAGCACCUGAGGUGCUCAUGCUGCAGAGGUCUCCUUGGGGGUUCUGCAUCCUCCUCCUCAGCAGGAAGAGAAUCCCUCUACAAAGUUUCUUCCUCAACCCAGGCCCCAGGCUGUAAGGACCUUCUCCAGCCACAGCAGUUCUCUGAACAGCCCAAAGGCUCCUCAGAUGUCACCACAGCACCACCACUCGCAGCCACUCACUAAGGCUGCCUCUGUGCUCAGCUUCAGCUUCCUCACCCUCUAAACCUGUGUUGUCCUGGGGUUGGGGCUGGUUUUAGUGCUGGGCCCAUGCUGGCAGCCCAUCAAUGCAAGCAGGAGCUCCUCCUCUGUCACCAAGAGCCAGUUUGUGGGCACAGGAGCACAGCCUGGAAAUCUGAGCUCUGCAGCUGGAAAGGGAGAGGCAGAGGAACCCAAAGCAGCUGCAUGCUUGGAAGUGCUUCCCAGGGUCACUCGUGGGGUAAACCCCCACUUUUAUUUGUGGUGUCCUCCCACACACUGCAUGGCCACGCUGGUGGCACUGCAGAGGAGCAGCUCAACCUGCUGUUAACCUUCUGGUUAAGACAUGUUUGGUUGAGUCAUUGCUGUGUCUGAGGAGAUAAUAAACCCCCAGCGACUUUUAAGCAUAAUUUUGUAAUUAA